AGGAAGGCACCUGGGCGGCCAGUGGCACUCGGUGGAGGGACAGGAACCUACCAGGAAGACUUUUGAGAGAAAAAGCUAAUAGACUGCUCUGAAGUUGGUACGAGAUUCUCUGAGAAAGACAGCAGUGCCUGAAGAACCUGUGGACAGGAAGCAACUUUUUCAGAUACCUGCUAUGUUUUUCUGCCAGCUGCAGCAGUGCAGAAGAUUAGCAGAUAUGUCCAUAGCACUCAAGCAAGUCUUUCAUAAAGAUAAGACCUUCCGCCCAAAACGCAAGUUUGAACCUGGAACCCAGAGAUUUGAACUUCACAAACUAGCACAGGCCUCUCUGGACUCAGGUGUGGACUUGAAAACAGCUGUGCAGUUGCCCAGCGGAGAAGACCAAAAUGACUGGGUGGCUGUCCAUGUUGUUGACUUCUUCAAUAGAAUCAACCUCAUUUAUGGAACUAUCUGUGAGUUCUGCACAGAGAGGACCUGCCCAGCAAUGUCUGGAGGCCCCAAGUAUGAGUACCGUUGGCAGGAUGACAUGAAGUACAAGAAGCCCACAGCAUUGCCAGCACCUCAAUAUAUGAAUCUUCUCAUGGACUGGAUUGAGGUACAAAUCAACAGUAAAGAUAUAUUUCCUACAAGUGUGGGUGUUCCCUUUCCAAAGAACUUCCUUCAGAUCUGCAAGAAGAUACUCUGCCGGCUUUUUCGGGUGUUUGUUCAUGUCUACAUCCAUCACUUUGACCGUAUCACCCUUAUGGGGGCUGAGGCUCACAUCAAUACCUGUUACAAGCAUUUUUAUUACUUUGUAACAGAGUUUAACCUCAUAGACCUCAAAGAGCUAGAGCCUUUGAAAGAGAUGACAACCAGGAUGUGUCACUAAAAAGCCACUCACUGAAGAAAAGUCCAAUUUCCUUCGUACUGCAGAGUUCAAGAACAUGACAGCCCUCAUGGACUAAGCCUGCUUGACAAUCCAUGAAAGUAGGAAAGCUGUGAACCAUGGCUACUUGGACAAAUGUUUCCCACCACUGUCAGUGUUCUUAACCCUGAAUAUGCUGCUCAUCUGGCUGAUGUGGACUGUUGAGCAAAAGAAUCAUCAACUUCAUAUUACUUCUAGCUCCUUCAUUAGGGAUAAGAACCUCAUCAGCCCUGAAGGAUGACAGACUCU
Messenger RNA from Colius striatus (speckled mousebird), 1150 nucleotides. RefSeq names its product MOB kinase activator 3B (gene MOB3B). Gene Ontology annotation, cellular component: nucleus; cytoplasm. The record is from RefSeq and is a predicted model, not a curated record. Gene Ontology annotation, molecular function: protein kinase activator activity. Gene Ontology annotation, biological process: positive regulation of protein phosphorylation; signal transduction. The transcript is spliced from 4 exons. Bases 173 to 865 code for a protein of 230 amino acids. NCBI's taxonomy places the organism in Eukaryota, Metazoa, Chordata, Aves, Coliiformes, Coliidae.